Molecule: messenger RNA, 3427 nt
Organism: Chlorocebus sabaeus (green monkey)
Lineage: Eukaryota; Metazoa; Chordata; Mammalia; Primates; Cercopithecidae
Product: arf-GAP with GTPase, ANK repeat and PH domain-containing protein 5-like
Source: RefSeq, a predicted model, not a curated record
AAGGAGUCCUAUUGUGAGCAGGUUUGGUGCGCGGGCUGGGGUAGGCGGCGUUGGGGUCCCUGGCUCUGGGGCACUGGGAAGGUCGCGAGUCGUGCGCGUGGGAAGGUCCUCCCCCGGUCCUCCGGGUCAUCUUUGCUCCCGAGGAGCAGCAUAUUUAGCAUCUGCCGGAGGUGUGCCCGGGGGUCGUUGGGAGAGUGACGGGAUGAAUCCCUGCAGAGAGCCAGGACUGGGAGGAAAGGUGUCGGGGAGACGUCGUUUCCUGGCAACGUGGCCCCGGCAGGCGACUUAGACCUGAGCCGAAUCUGUUGAGCCCAAAUUGUGCUUUUCCCACCAAGAAGAAAAGGGAGAGAAACAGUACAAUUUCGGCACUAAAACAUAGUAGAGAAGCAACAUAACCUCUGAAAUCACACAGCUAUUCAGUUUCAAAGCGUUCCUAGUGCCCAGCUCUCCUAACUCCCUGCCAGUGUUCCUUGACAUUAUGGUGAUAUAUAAAGACUUUCUGUUUCCGCUUGUGUGUGUGUGUGUGUGUGUAGCCUCUGAGCUCACCUCUGUGCUCGAGUAGCACCCUGUGCAGCCUUGCAGUGUAGCCCUUAUUGCAUGGCACGGAAGAUACUAGUUUGGAUUUCCUCUGCAAGUCAGAUCAUAGCUGUAUCCAUUUACUGGCACAGUGGCUAGCGCAUCGUAGACAGACACAAACGUUUAUUAAACGGAAUGAAUACAAGACCUUAAUUGAAUGAAAUGGCACCCUGCCCCGCUUUUUUUCAAUCAAGCUGUCAGAUUUUGUGCAGCCCCAUAUCCUAAAAAAACUCACUAAUUCAGUGAUUACCAAUUCAUUGGCCACAGAUUCCCAGGUACAUCAGAAAUCACUGGAAGGGUCUCUGUAAGUCCAUGGGGUCUCCAUCUAGUUCUCCAUGGCGUCAUCUAGAACUGGUCAUAUACAUACAGAUACUGCUAUUUUUCAAAUGUACGUAGAUGAGCUGUAAUUUAGGAGUUUUACAGAGUCAACAGGUACUAAAAGUAAUACUGCGAUCAUAUUGGAAGUUCAUAAAAACGUUUUAAAAUUUUUAUUAAAAUUUAAGUUUUAGUAUAAGUUAGGAAACCACUUCAUUAGUCCAGUUGAUAUCUAGGUCUGAGCUGUCCAGUAUGGUAGCCACGUGUGACUAUUUAGAGUUAGAAUGAAAUUAAUUAAAAAUUCAUUUUUUCAGUUUCUUUACAUUUUAAGUAAUCACAUGUGGCUAAUGGCUAAAUGGCUGACAAGUACAGAUAUAGAAUAUUUUCAUCCUUGCAGAAAUAGAUACUGCUGAUGUUGACACUUGAGAUGAAUAAAAAGUAACUUAACCAUAAAAUGUAACGUUAGCAGAGGCAACUCAUCUAAUUUAUAGCAUAACAAAUGAAAUUGGGGGAUGGUUAAGCAGUUUCUAUCCUUGUUCAGUAAACAAGUAUAUACAUCAUCUCUUCAUGAAGAAAUAAAUGAAAUUUAAUGUUUUUCCCUGGGUAUUGCCUGGAUUAUAAAAUGCUUCUCCCACCUCCUUACCCCAACCUUCUUCCUUGUAGGUUAGAGUUACUUAUUGUUGGUAAAUAGCCACUAUGGAGACUAAGGACCAGAAGAAACACAGAAAGAAAAACAGUGGACCCAAAGCUGCAAAGAAAAAGAAGCAGCAUCUGCAGGAUCUCCAGCUAGGAGACGAAGAAGAUGCCUGGAAGAGAAAUCCCAAAGCUUUUGCAGUUCAGUCUGCUGUGCGGAUGGUUUGAUCCUUUCACAGCUAUGUUUAGCUAUAGCCUGAUGGUUCUUCCGUUGAUUCUUUUUAAAUAGUAGGAGCCACUCACAGGUGACAUUUGGAUUCACAAGUCUAGUUCAGCUCCAAAGGACAUGGAGAUGCAUGCUGUGUGGCUUUUACUAAAGUGUGAGAAGCUUUGCCAUAGAAGCUGCCUUGCCUCCAGCAUCUACACACUGGACUCAGGAUUUGAAGGUAAGAAAGCAUCAUAUUCCAGUGGUUGAUCGAACUCCACUAGAGCCCCCACCAAUAGUGGCAGUGGUGACGGGGCCUCCAAAGUUGGAAAGAGCACUUUGAUAUAAUGCCUCAUUGGAAACUUCACCCGGCAGAAGUUGACCAAGAUCAGAGGCCCUGUGACGAUCGUGUCAGGUAAAAAGCGCAGAUUCACCAUUAUUGAAUGCGGGUGUGACAUUAACAUGAUGGUUGAUCUGGCUAAAGCAGCAGAUCUGGGUGCCAACUGUUCUCCCUUUCUGGAAUGGUGCAUGGAGAAUAUCAAAACCAAGAAAUCCACAAUCUGGGCCGUUUUAUUAGUUAUGAAGUUUAGGCCUCUCACAUGGCAAACUUCUCACCCUUAUAUCCUGGCAGACAGGACAGCCCCGAGUUUGACCAGCCACAGGGAUCAGUGUGCCCCUCUGAGUCCGACAUCUAUGAGGCAGGAGCUGUGGACGGGAUGGCAGGGGCACCCAUGGCUGCUGCUGUGCAGCCUGCUGAGGUAACUUGAAGUUGGUGAGGACCUCCACAUGCACCACAUCCAUGACCGGGAGAUGCCUGAAGCUUUGGAGUUUAACCCUUCUGCCAAUCCAGAGGCAAGCACAAUAUUCCAUGGGAACUGUCAAACAGAUGCUUUGGAGUUUAACCCUCCUGCCAAUCCAGAGGCAACUACAAUAUUCCAGAGGAACUCUCAAAUGGAUGUUAUAGAAAUAAGAAGAAGCAACUAUACAAACCACGUAUCUACUGUGCGUUUCAGUCAACAAUACAGCUCAUGUUCAACAAUAUUCCUUGAUGACAACACAGCCAGCCAGUCUUAUCUUACAAUGACAAUAAUAUCAGUGACCUUGGAGAUACAUCAUGAUAUCACGCAGAGAGAUGCAGAUAGAUCUUUGAGCGUAUGUGAUGAAGAGUUAUACUCAUUUACGGUGGAGUCUCUCUCUGUAGCCCAGGCUGGAGUGCAAUCAUGUGAUCUUGGCUCACUGCAGGCUCUGCCUCCCAGGUCCCUGUUCAAGCAGAAACCUGAACCAAAUGAACAAGUUCAACAUCAUCAGUAAGAAGAACUAUCAGUGCCAUAACUCUAAUGGAAUGCACGGGGAAGGAUUCCACAUCAUUUUUGUACUGUAAUGGCCAAAAGUGCAUAACUUCAGUCCAGUCAUGGAAAUACAUCAGACAAACCCAAAUCGAGGAACAUUUGACAAAUACCGAUCAGUACUGGUUCAAAGUGUCAGGGUUACAAAAGAUAAGGAAAGACUGAGGAACUCUCACUGCAGUCCUACAAAAUGGCAAGAGACUAAGAAAUAACUAAAUGCCCCGUGAUCCUGGGUGGCACUUGGGAACAGAAAAAGGACAUUAGUGGAAAAAGUGGUGAAACUCCAGUAAGGGCUUUAGUUUAGCUAAUAUGUUCAUUUUAAAUUAAAUAAUUUAAAUAUAUUUAAACAUUA